This is a messenger RNA of Brassica oleracea var. oleracea, 1250 nucleotides long. RefSeq lists its product as uncharacterized. The coding region runs from base 262 to 1056 and encodes 264 amino acids. The transcript has a single exon. NCBI's taxonomy places the organism in Eukaryota, Viridiplantae, Streptophyta, Magnoliopsida, Brassicales, Brassicaceae. The record is from RefSeq and is a predicted model, not a curated record.
CUUUGCCAUUUAGCUAGUAACAAACAACAUGCAUUAAACAUUUGAUAUCUAUAAGUCGGCCGUAUAAAACACAAAGGUCUUUCUUUCCUUUUAGCUCACAUUUGACCAAAACUCCUCCAAUCCAGACAUCAUCGUUGACUUUUUCAAACUUGUGUUCCUCCUCUCUCUUUCCUUUCUUCAAACAUCUCAUAUAACACAACACCAAGAAACAGAACAAGAGUUCCUCUGUUCCUAUCUUCAAUUUUCGCUGUGAAUCAAUCAAUGGACAGUAAACACCAAACUUCAACUUCAAAACCAAAGAACAAGAACAAGCUCUUGAAGAUGCUUCCCAAAGCUAUGUCCUUCGGACAUCGCGUCCCACCGUUUAGUCCCGGAAGAGAUCUCCACCACCACCACAACAACACGACGUCGUCUUCUUCCAACAAAGCGUAUUUCUCAGGUCCUAUGGUCCCUUUGGUUCCCAAAGCAGCUCGCGUCCGGAGAAACAAAAGCGACGCCGUUUGGAGCGAACCCACUUCGCCUAAAGUCUCCUGCAUCGGACAGAUCAAGCGCGUCAAGUCAAAACGCUCCUCCUCCCCUAAGAAAAACAUGAUUCCCAAGAUCCCCAAAACGUCGUCGUCUUCUUUAGCCAAAGGAGAUGAAAAAGGCCGUGUUUCGAUGAUCAAGCGUCUCUUCUCGUUCUCCUCGGCGGCUGGAAGUGGAAACUCAUCAAGAAAAUCACGUCCCGCCGCGGCCACUGAACAUCCGGUCACGGUGGUUUCAUCCGCGGCGGUGCCGUCGUUAGGUCAGAUGAAGAAGUUUGCGAGCAGCCGUGAAGGUUUAGGAGGGUUUGAUUGGGCGGUUGAGAUGAAACGGGAGGAAGAAUCUCCGGCUGAUCGUGGCUACUAUUCCGAUGACGAGAGGAGAGGUGAUUACUUGAGAGACGAUGAUGAUGAAGAAGACGACAUAAUAAUACCGUUCUCAGCUCCGUUGAUGAGUUUGAAACCGAAGACAGAAGUUAACUUGUGGAAGAGAAGAACCAUGGAUCCACCUAAACCACUUCAUCUUCAGACCUAAUGAUUAAAAACUCUUUUAAAUUUUUUCAUCUUUUUCUUUCGUUAUAUAUAUAAGUUACUGCAAAUCAAAUCAUAUAACGAUCAUCAUACACUGUGAAUCUGAUGAUUAUCAUUUUUCUUCUUUAGUUUAAGCUAUGUGUGAAUACCUGUUUGGGUUCAGUUUUGAUAUAUGCCACAAGUGAAAUCUCUAUCUCA